CAGAGGGGAAGUGACGUAGUUCGCGUCACGUAACGUCGAAACCGAGCAGGAUUUUGUAGUCUGUUUGCUGUUUGGGUUGGCGUUAAACUCUUUUGUUGUCCACGAUUUGUAAAUAUCCAGCUUCACAAAUUGUCAUGGAUGUUUCGUGUCUGUUUAAAAUUUUAAAUACUCCGAUUUAACUAGCGGAAGACUCAUGUUUCACCCGGAAGUACUCAACCGACAACCAAGAAUACAAUUUGAGGCAAAACAUCAAUGGGGGUCACUUGUGUGUGUCAGGUGCCUGUGUCGGAGGGGAAGAGCGUGCAGCAGACAGUGGACGUCCUGCACAAGAAACUGGAGCAGCUGGGUGCUGUGAAGCAGGGCACCUUCUGGGUAGACUGUGAGACAUACCAUGCAACAGGAAACGUCAGCGGUCAGCCCACCAAGCUCUUAUACAUGAUGCACAACUCUGAAACUCCGCUGAGCUGCAUGGGUCUGUUUGAAGGCGGGCCCUGCCUGAUAGCCGACGCAAACUUUGACGUUCUCAUGGUGAAGCUAAAAAGUCACUUUCAAAAUGCCAAGGGGCACAAGGUGGAGUGUCGUGGUUCUAGAUACCGUUACUGUGACUUCUUGAUAAAAGUUGGUACUGUGACAAUGAGCUCCAGUGCCAGAGGGAUAUCAGUAGAGGUGGAGUACUGUCCUUGCGUAGUUCCAGGGGACUGCUGGAACCUCACGAAGGAGUUCAUGCAAUCCUUUCUUGGCCCCAGCGUCCCCGAACUGCCUUCUGUGUUUGCUGCCAAGCCUGAAGGACUCUUCGCACCAUCAGACUGCGUGGACACCAUGACUCAGUACCUGGAGUUGUUCAACAAACUUCGUAAAAUGCAAAUGCCAGGAAGCAACGUGCGUUGAGUCAUCAGUGGCAUCGGAGAAAACCUUUUUUAUGUUUGUAUUAAUGUUGCUUUAAAUCUGGUCCUGUGGAUCAGCAUGUUAUCCAGGCAUUUUUCAAAGUCUGCUUUUUAAACUUCCAUUUCUGGAGCCUCAACAUUGUAAUAAACCUUCCUAUUUGAUAAAAACAUCUUGCAUGAAAGAGACUUAAUGGAGAACAGAAGCUAGAAUAUGUGUCUCUGACCAAUUCUAUUGUGAUGAUCAUUGUAUAAUCAUACACACACAUUUCAAAUGUCCUCUUGGUGGGGUUGUAACCUUCUCUAGAGAGACAAUUUUAGCUGGAAGUAAUAAAACAGAUAAUUGUGAGUUUUUCUUAGUAGAUUUCCUGUAGUGGGUGUUGGCUAAAGGCUUAUGUUUGAUUAGUUAAUAAGGCUUUGGACAGAAAAAACCCUAAUUGACGUAUGCACAAGGAUGUCUGUUCAUCUGUGCAGAGCCCUGCGGAUUUCAGUUAAAUUGUGUUUAUUCAAUAGACCUUUUAAUUAUAGAGAUUUUGACUUGUUUAAAUAAAAUACAGGAAACACGA
Molecule: messenger RNA, 1447 nt
Organism: Anarrhichthys ocellatus (wolf-eel)
Lineage: Eukaryota; Metazoa; Chordata; Actinopteri; Perciformes; Anarhichadidae
Gene: med20
Product: mediator complex subunit 20
Exons: 4
Coding region: 253-888 (211 amino acids)
Biological process (GO): regulation of transcription by RNA polymerase II
Cellular component (GO): mediator complex
Molecular function (GO): transcription coactivator activity
Source: RefSeq, a predicted model, not a curated record